Nestor notabilis (Kea) is the source of this 1422-nucleotide messenger RNA. RefSeq names its product zinc finger protein 777-like. Gene Ontology annotation, biological process: regulation of transcription by RNA polymerase II. The record is from RefSeq and is a predicted model, not a curated record. The annotation marks the transcript as partial. The transcript has 5 exons. Gene Ontology annotation, molecular function: RNA polymerase II cis-regulatory region sequence-specific DNA binding; DNA-binding transcription factor activity, RNA polymerase II-specific. NCBI's taxonomy places the organism in Eukaryota, Metazoa, Chordata, Aves, Psittaciformes, Psittacidae.
AUGAGGGGCAACUACGAGACACUGAUCUCCCUGGACUAUGCCGUGUCCAAGCCUGACAUUCUCUGCCGGAUUGAGAGGGGUGAAGAGCUCUGCACCAAAGAUGGCCAGGAGUCCCCACAAACAUGUAUCAGAGAGGAUCAAGAGCAGGAGCCCCCACAGGCACCAGAGGAAGACCACGUGGAAGAGGCUUUGGAAGAAGAUGAAGUUCCCAUGGAAGCUAACAGAGAGCACACCGGGUCCAAGCCUGAUGUCCCCCCCCGGACUGAGAGGAAUGAGGAGCUCCAUGCCAAAGAUGGCCAGAAGCUCCCACGGAGACGUGCCAGGGAGGGUGAUGAGCCCCCACAGACACGCAGUAGAGCUAGGCAGAAGGCUCCUCAGACAGGCAUCAUGGAUGGUCAGAAGCCCCUGCAGAGACCAGAAGAGGUGAAGCAGGGGAAAAAGGCUUUGAGAAAAGAUAAAGACCCCAUGGAAGGUAACAGAGAACUCCCCAUCCUGGUGAUGAACGUCAUGUCCCUGAGUGCACAAAAAGCACAGCUGCGGAGUGAGAAUCGGCCAGAGCCAGAGACGGAAGAGAACCCGGCUGAGCCCAGCACUAAGGAAAGUUUAUUAAUGGAAAAGGAACCGCCAUGUCACAAGGCUUCUCCUAAAAAGGUCAAGGUGAAGGAAGAGGAGCCCAAGGUGUUACAAGAGGUUUCUGCAGCCUCUUCUAGCACAGAUUUCCCCAAGUGCCCCAAAAGUGAGCAGUGCAAGGCCAGGAGCAAGAAGAAGCCAAGCCGGUGCUCGAGCAGCAGCCUGCUGAUGGGCAACUGUCGGCGCGGCUAUGUGCGUGAGUGGUCGCACCCCUGCACCGAGUGCGGGAAGCGCUUCCGCCUGAAGAUCAACCUCAUCAUCCACCAGCGGAGCCAUGCCAAAGAGGGGCCCUAUGAGUGCGCCAUAUGCGAGAUCAGCUUUGCGGACAAACGCCACCUCGACCUUCAUCAGAGCAUCCACAUAAAAGACAGGGCCUUUGGUGCCAAGGUCUGGGGGAAUGUCCACCCCGAGCUGAGGAUCCGGCCCAGGGGGAAGUUCUGUGGGGCUCUCUGUGGAGAUGUCCGCAGCCUGGGCAGCAGGACCUACACAGGGGGGCGGCCCUGGCUGGCCCAGCCCAAGGAGGAGGUGGACAGCCCGAGCCUGUCCAGCACGUGUUUCUCCCGCCAGCAGAGCCCUAAAUCUCUGAGGAAGCCUGUAAUGAAAUGCACCCUUUGCAAAAAGAUCUUCUCUUGUACGUAUAACCUCCAUCGGCACGUGCGGACCCACACGCAGGAGAGGCCGUACUGCUGCCCCACCUGCAAGAAAUGCUUCACCCGCAAAACCCACCUCUCGCGCCACCAGAAGAUACACGAGCGCCAGAAGGCCGUGGUUGUGCUCCAGCAGAGCGUGCCA